AAUAUGCACAUAAGCCUUCGUGCUGCUGCUGCUGCUGCUGUUGGGUGGGGGGGGGGAAGGGUCAGUGUGUGGAGGGGAGGGGUGCGCAUGCGUGCUGCGUGGCGGGGCUGAAUGUUUCCCAAGUGUUUGAAACUGGUAUUUGGGUUUUCCACGUUGGAUCAAGUGCGGCGUAUAGCGAGAGGGGAGGCUGCAUUAAUAUAACCGGGGACGGGAGCAACGGCGGCGAGAAGAGCGUGGAAGGAAGGAGAGAGGCUCGGAGCGGCGCACGGAGGAGCUGCUGCUUCUGUCAGACACUUUGCACAACAGAUUUUGUUUCCAGAUUGUUUCGGAGGAUCUGGUUUGAGCCCCCCCUCCCUGCCUCCCCCUUCGCACACACAAAUCCCUCUGAUUGUUCCUACCACCUCCUUCGUGAGUUACCCACAACGACAGCCAUUCAAUCAGCUGCUGCUGGCGGUGGGGACUAGCGGAGGGUGCGUGUCUCUCUCUCUCUCUCGGCGUUCACAGGAGAGGAGUCAGAUGUAGCUUCUCUCGGUUUUGGGGAGCUCCAGAGAGAGGUGGGCAGGGAGCGAGCCGGGCAGAUUGGGGCUGUCGUCUUUGGAGCGAGCAGCCCUCCGUCUCGCAGAGAAGGGGGGAGGAAGACUGUUUGUCUUGCCGGAUGAAAAUGUUGAGUCCUGCAAACGGAGAGCAGCUUCACCUCGUGAACUAUGUGGAGGAUUAUCUGGACUCCAUCGAGUCUCUGCCUUUCGAUCUGCAGAGAAAUGUCUCCCUGAUGAGGGAAAUUGACGCCAAAUAUCAAGAGAUCUUAAAGGAGCUGGAUGAUUAUUAUGAAAAGUUCAAACGAGAGACCGAUGCAGUGCAAAAGAGAAGACUGUUGCAUUGCAUACAGAGAGCACUGAUCAGGAGUCAGGAACUGGGAGAUGAAAAGAUCCAAAUUGUCAGUCAGAUGGUGGAGCUUGUUGAGAAUAGAACCAGGCAAGUGGACAGUCAUGUGGAACUAUUUGAGACCUGUCAAGAGACUAAUGAGACCACUGGAAACAGUGGCAAAGCCAGCCAAGAUAAAUCAAAGAAUGAGACAAUCACUCAGGCUGAAAAGCCCAACAAUAAGAGGUCGAGGAGGCAAAGAAAUAAUGAAAAUCGAGAAAACGCUUCUAAUAAUCAUGAUCAUGAUGACAUCACCUCAGGAAUGCCAAAGGAGAAGAAAGCAAAAACAUCCAAGAAAAAGAAGAGGUCUAAGGCUAAAGCAGAGAGGGAGGCUUCCCCUGCGGAUCUUCCUAUUGAUCCCAAUGAGCCAACAUACUGCUUGUGUAAUCAAGUCUCCUAUGGAGAAAUGAUAGGAUGUGAUAAUGAUGAGUGCCCAAUUGAGUGGUUUCAUUUUUCAUGUGUGGGACUCAAUCAUAAACCAAAGGGCAAAUGGUACUGCCCUAAAUGUAGAGGAGAAAAUGAGAAAACUAUGGACAAGGCACUGGAGAAAUCUAAAAAAGAAAGGGCCUACAACAGGUAGUUUGUAGACUCUUGAUUGUGAAGAAAGAUAAAAAACCAACCAACCAACCAGUGUAUUUAUUGUCAGUGUCACCUUUGUUGAGGUGCAAGGAUUGUGAAAUGUAUAUUUUUAAAGGAGGUUAGAAACUAAACCAUUCCUGUUAUAGGGACGGCAAUAAGAGCAAUUUUGUUUUUCCAUUUGAUACAGCUGUAAAAAGAAAGUGGUCUGGCGACCAACAUUAAUAAACAUGUAAUAAGAGUUUAAAUUUAGUGUUCAGAUAGAUCUAAAGACAAUAUAAUAUUUCUUUUUUGUGCUGGUAGCACUAUACCCAUUAACAUUUAGAUAACAAAUAUUGCUUAAAUGUAAUUUCAUUUUUCUUUAUAGAGGAAUGUUAUUUACCUUUCCAGCAAACUGUCUAAUAUUUAGCCAUCCAGUUGUAUUUGAAUAAAAUGACAGUACAUUACAAAUUUAAUUUCUUUCAGUGAUGACCAAUGCAAGAUCAAACAAGAAGGUAAAAUAUGACUUCUGCUACAGAGUGUGUCAGUAUAACAGUUCAAUAACGAAUGUUUAAAUAGCGUUAGAAGAUUAUUUUUUAAAAAAGUAAAUGGUUAAAUUUUACAUGACAAAUAUUUUAUAUACUGGCCGAGUACCACAAGGGCCAUUUUAAAAUGAUUGAGUACAUUUUAUAUUUAACCAGGAAGUGGUUUAGUAAUGAAACUUAACAUAAAUCAAGCUUUAUACUGUCACAGAUAAUAGUGUAGCAAUCUUUAAUUUGUAUAAGGUGUAUAAAUGUAAAUUUUUAAGUGGAGUUGCACUUACUGUAUUAUAAUCGGAAAUGCAGCCAAAUGCCAUUGUGUAUCCAAUGUGCAUUUCCUUCUGUAUGUAUGAAAAUUGUACAGCUGUGAUAUUAAGAAAUAAAUGAAAAAACUUA
This is a messenger RNA of Chelonia mydas (Green sea turtle), 2411 nucleotides long. It is a transcript of the gene ING1, whose product is annotated as inhibitor of growth family member 1. NCBI's taxonomy places the organism in Eukaryota, Metazoa, Chordata, Testudines, Cheloniidae. The transcript is spliced from 2 exons. The record is from RefSeq and is a predicted model, not a curated record. Gene Ontology annotation, biological process: positive regulation of DNA-templated transcription. Gene Ontology annotation, cellular component: nucleus. The coding region runs from base 656 to 1501 and encodes 281 amino acids.